Molecule: messenger RNA, 2159 nt
Organism: Anopheles nili
Lineage: Eukaryota; Metazoa; Arthropoda; Insecta; Diptera; Culicidae
Gene: lili
Product: protein Lilipod
Exons: 11
Coding region: 1-1830 (609 amino acids)
Biological process (GO): signal transduction
Molecular function (GO): transmembrane signaling receptor activity
Source: RefSeq, a predicted model, not a curated record
AUGGAGCAGGACGAGGAACAAGUGCCCGACAUACGGGAGCAGAUGUUUCACAACACUGUCCGCGAGCAUAUCAUAUUUAUGUUGUUAUUUCUGUUGCUUUACCUUGGAAGCUAUGCGUUGAUCAUCCGGUUCCGAAGACGUGAUCGUGAGGAUUUGUUUGCGCCAGAUGAGGACGAAAUCACCGUCUAUCGAAUCAGCUUAUGGUUAUGCACAUUUUCACUAGCAGUAGCCGUGGGUGCCGCCCUGCUGCUCCCCAUUUCGAUCGCCAGCAAUGAGGUGCUGAUCCUCUAUCCCAACAGCUACUACGUUAAAUGGCUGAACAGCUCGCUCAUUCAAGGGCUCUGGAACUACGUGUUUCUGUUCUCGAACCUGGCGCUGUUUGUGCUGCUGCCCUUCUCCUAUUUGUUCACCGAAUCGUCCGGUUUUAGCGGCCACAAGAAAGGCAUCAUGGCGCGAGUGUAUGAAACGUUCACCGUCUUCUCGCUGCUCGCGUUCAUCGUGUUUGCGACGACGUACGUCAUUUCCGCACUUCGCGAUCCGGACCGGAACACCUUUCAGGCGCUCUUCAAUCUAGCCAAAUAUCAUCUGCCAUUCUUGUACUCGUGUGUGUCCUUUUUAGGUGUACUUUUACUAUUAGUUUGCACCCCCAUGGGUUUUGUAAGACUGUUCGGUGUGGUCGGCCAGGUUCUGGUCAAGCCAAACCUUUUACGUGAUGUCAACGAGGAAUUCCACACCUUCAACAUCGAGGAAGCGACGGUCAAGCGCAAGCUGGCGAACGCCAAUAUCAACAUGGAGCUACGGAGCGUCACGACAAUAGACCUUACACCAGCCAAACUCUGCUCCGGGUUGGAUGAUUUGUAUCAAAUCAAACCUACCAUCAACGGUAGCACGCACGAGUCGGCCAAGCUGUUCGAAAGACUGAGAGAGCUAGAGUCUGAACGUAGAGUGCUAGAUAAGCAACGCAGCUCUUCGGCCCUACAGAGGAAUCUGGUUUAUCCGAUAGCGAUGCUGCUAUUGCUGAUUCUCACCGGCAUCACCGUACUACUGGUCGUGCAGAACACGCUUGAGUUGCUUAUUGGCAUCAAGGCGGUACCGCUGAGUACACGGCAAUUUACGCUGGGAAUCACGUCCCUAUCGAAGUUAGGCCCACUGGGGGCCACACUGGAAGUAUGCAUCAUCACCUAUCUAGGCGUUACGUCCACCGUGGGCCUCUAUACGAUGCCUUUCAUGCGCAACGUUCGUCCGCAGCGGCGGAACACAUCACUGGCACAGUUAAUAGCGAACUGUGGCCUGGUGCUAAUCCUAAGUUCGGCAUUACCCCUGCUAGCCCGCAUACUAGGUAUUACAAACUUUGAUCUGCUCGGGGACUUUGGCCAGAUCGAGUGGCUCGGCAACCUGUUGAUCGUGCUGCUUUAUAACGUGGUGUUUGGAACAGCGGCCACGCUGUGCCUGUUCAACAAGUUCACCGCUACUGUACGACGAGAGCUGUGCGCUCGUUUGAAAGCGCUGUUCAACUACAGCAGCCACCUGGAACUCAGCAUUUCCCAGAACGCAAGCCAGCUCAAUCAUCUGCAUCCCGGUGCGUUUACCCAGCCGCACCACACGACUCACUGUCCACCUGGGAAUGCUGCCCAAAGCGAAAUAAGCGAAGCAAACCAGCAGCAGCAUACGGUUGUAGUUGAGGAAAACGGAAGCAUUACUCUGAAUCAUCGCCAUCCUCCCAAUGGGAAUAAUCAAACCAACGAAAGCCAUAUCGACCUGACCAAAGAAGAGCCUCCUCUACAGCUAGCCAGCGGAAUGGAUAACUUGGAUCCUAAAAAGACACGCUGAACCAGAUAAAAACUACCCAAAAGACAUGACAUGCCGCAGGUGCUAGUGCAGAAAAUUGCGAUAGUUUUUGGUGUGCAUACGCGCGCAUCCUCUCAGUAAGAUAUAGGCGAUAAUUAUUAUAUUUUACUUUUCCGUCUACGUUUUUUUGCCACUGAUGCCAAAGCACAAAUCCGCUGUCUUAAUACUUCCAUCGAGUGUUCGUUUUUACACAGCGUUUUCAGUGAUACCGAAAUACGAGAACUCCUCAGUCCUGUGAGGAAAAACCUUCGACGCACACCGAUGUGUUUGAGAGUGGCGCACAAUUAUAUGUAAUCAUCUAUCUCCUCGAA